Messenger RNA from Anguilla anguilla (European eel), 2586 nucleotides. RefSeq names its product zinc finger protein 79-like. The record is from RefSeq and is a predicted model, not a curated record. Gene Ontology annotation, biological process: regulation of DNA-templated transcription. Gene Ontology annotation, molecular function: RNA polymerase II cis-regulatory region sequence-specific DNA binding; DNA-binding transcription factor activity, RNA polymerase II-specific. The coding region runs from base 330 to 1535 and encodes 401 amino acids. Lineage: Eukaryota; Metazoa; Chordata; Actinopteri; Anguilliformes; Anguillidae. The transcript is spliced from 2 exons.
UACAUAGACCUCGAGCAAUCGUCGUGUUUAAUUCAGGCUCGUAUUGAAUACGCAGCAUUCACUUUUACAUGUUCAAGCUGGUAAUGGCUACCAACACGGCCACUACAUCUCAUAUGACGUACUAAUACAUACAGUGUUUUACAGUGUAAUGUUACAUGUCGAAAACCCAGACAAGUUAGUGUUCUAGUCCCCGCAUUUUUUCCAUCAUUUACGGUACAUUCAGACCACGUGACAAGGAAGCUUUCAACCUCAGCUCCGAGCGCUGACUGGAGGCUACGCGGAGCCCCCACCGAAAAUCCCGAAUGUCAUUGUAGACGUAAAGUGCAAAAAUGACGAAAUUACAGUUUUUAAACGCUUUUUUCGCCGAGCGUUUAAUGGCGGCCAUGCAGGAGAUUAUGCAGGUGGUGGGAGAUACGUUAAUUGAGUACCAGGAGGAAACUGAUCGGACAAAGAGGGAGAACGAAAUUCUGCGGCGGAGGUUGCGAGGGGCUGGCCUCGAUAAUGAAGCAGCUAUGCCAAAGUUCUCUCCCCCUCUCCGUGCAGACAGGGCCGUCUCUGAGCAUCAGGAGUGGGGCUCCCCAGGGCAGGACACAGAGUCCACACUGACUGCAGUGAAGCUGGAGUUCUCUGAGCCGCAGAGGCACAGACAGGAGGAGGAGAAGCACCGCAGGCUGGAGUCUGGCACAGACGGGUCAGUAAUUCCGUCUCCGUGUUCGAAAAGGGAAUGUGGUCCAGACUCCCUAAACCAGCCAGCGUUCUCACCUCCAUGUGGGAAACGGGACAGCGUACAGGACCCGCAGAACCAUCUGGAUCUCAGACUGCAGAUUGGGAAUACUGAGGAAGAGGAAGGUACUCCCAGUGUCACACGUUAUCAGAUUAAAACAGAGACUGAUGGAGCUGACUGUACCGUAUCAGAAGAGCCUGCUGAGGGACUGUUCCUUCAUAAAAUAAAUCCUGCCAGUGAAACGGACCAAAGUGAAAACAGUGGACGGGUAGAUGAGGAUAUAACCAGCCGUUCAAACUUGCUGUCUGAACAGCAUUCCAAAGAACACCCGGAUCUGCUCCGAGGGGACGGCUCGCUGUCCUGCGCUUACUGUGGGAAGGUCUUCUUCCUCCUGUCCAGGUUAAAAUCCCACCUGAGGAGUCACACGGAGGACAGCUCGUUUCAGUGCAGCGUGUGCGGGAAGUGCUUCAGCCAGUCCGGGAACCUCAACGUGCAUCAGCGAGUUCACACGGGCAAGAAGCCGUACUGCUGCAGCAUCUGCGGCAAGAGCUUUAACUAUUCGGGUAAAUUUAAGGAACAUCAGCGAAUUCAUACGGGGGAGAGGCCGUACCGCUGCAGUUUUUGCGGUAAAUAUUUUAGUCAGUCCGGACACUUGAAAGCACACGUGAGAAUUCACACAGGAGAGAAGCCCUACAGGUGCCCUGUGUGUGGAACCUGCUUCUCUCAGUUGAGCCAGAUUAAGAGGCACCUGCUAACUCACACGCAGGAGAUGGCAUUAGGCAGUCACAGUCAGGGGGGAGAGCUGCACUAACUACUGUACUCUGCUGCAACACUCAAAUAAAUUAUUUAAAGUAACUGGACUUAAGCUGUUAUUUAUAUGGAAUAAUCCAUUCUCAAAUCUCCAGAAUGCGGUGCUCAACUUCAGGGCUAUCACAGAAAAGUAUACUUCUGAGUAUUGUAAGAGCAUCAAGGCACCAAAUUGAUGUCCAAAAUACUCAAACAAAUGACUGUUUUUUUGUUUUUUGUUAACUGAAUUCACUAAUAUGAGAACAAGAAAUUUGUCCCAUCUUUUUGCAUGAUUAGGAUAGAACAAAUGUCACCCUUCCAGUUUAAAAGUUUCAAGUUGUUAAGAAGCAAUGAAAGGUUGUAGGUAUAAGAUUAAUGCUAGAUGCUAGGCAGAUGGUUUAUUUUCAGAUGCAUGUCUUACACAGUAUUACAAUAUAUUCAUACAUUUAUGUGAGUGACAUCCGUGAGACAGCCCUAUUAAUUAGAGUAUAAUUUUUACUGAUUGAUUUUGUCAUACAGAACAGCAUGCUGGUAGAAACAAGAAUUAGAUUUAAGCCUACCUUUAGGCCAGGAUUCAAUCAACAUUUGUUCUAAACAUUGAACUAGAGACUAAACGGUGUGGCUAUUGCUAAAUUGAGUCUGUGAGGAAAAAGUGUAAUUCUUGUGUUUACUUGUAAGUCAGGAAUGGGGUUUGCUCAGAACAGAAACAUUUUAAAAUUUUAAAGUACACCUAUUUAAAAUUGAAAUAUCUUCACUCAUCAGAAUAAUCACUUACAUUACCAUUGCCCCGUUGAAAGACUGCUCUUCGUAGAUAUAAAUCUUAUGUCAAAUUAGCCAUUAAUCAAACCUGUAGGUCAGUGUUCCAAAUUAUACAUUUCUGUCUGUAACUUGCUAUGUUUUUAUUUUGUUCUGCCUGUUAUUUUAUUUAAACACUACUUUUACAUGUUGUAAUCUGCAGGAGUAAAUCUAAGGCAAGCCUAUGGGUAAUUAUCAUUAUAAUUCAUUUUUAUUUAAUCAAUGGAAAGUGUGACUCUUCUCUCUAUGCGGUGAGAAUAAAGAGCUUGAUAUUUAAAAUG